GCCGCCAUCUCCCUGUCAAUAACAAGCCCCUAGCCGCCGUCACCUGGGUAACCGCUAGUCCCCGCCCACCAACCGCUGCCUCCCCUUCACAGACCACCUUACUGAGGCUGGCGCCGCUUCCUGUUGCCAAGGCGACGGCAUGGCCGCGGCGUCCGCUGUUACCAUGACAACCAAGGCAAGAGGCCGUGCGGCCAGGAACGGUGGUUCAGAUAUUGCUAAGAAGCACAGGGAGAGCACCCACAGCCCCUCUAUACUGGGAACCAACUACCUCUCCAUAUUGUGCACCAACUACCUCUACAUAUUGGGCACCAACUACCUCUCCCCUCUGGGUACCCAGUCCCCCUCUACACAGGACUCCCAACAUCCCCUUUACAGGACACUCAGCACCCUCCAUAUAGAACACCCUGCACCCUCCAAACAAGGCACCCAGCACCCUCCAUAUAGGGCACCCAGCACCCCUUCAUAGAGGGCACCCAGCAUCCUCCAUAUAGGACACCAAGCACCCUCCAUAUAGGGCACCCAGCACCCUCCAUAGAGAGCAUCCAGUAUCGAUCAGCACCAUGAGCAGCGAACAAAUGAAGCUGGAAGCUGUGAUUCAGCGCCUGGAGGAUACGGUGUUAAAUCCAGAUAGCUUAGGAGAAGACAGAACAUUGAGUUUUCGAGGUGUUGAAGGAGAGAGAGACACCUUGACUCCCGUGCCUGCACGUAUCAGGGAGAUAGUCACACAGAAUCUGAGUGAGGACUUAAGGCACAGACCCUCUGAUUCUUAUCUAGACUGUACUUUCCAUGAGGAGAACAGAUCUCUACAGGAUGAAUUAUUCCGUACGAAAGACCUGCUGGCACAAACACGCUCUGAGCGUGAUGAACUCACACUCAAAAAUCUCAACUUGACUGAGAAGUUGGAACAGUCUCAUAACCUGCGAUUGGGUGAAAGUGAAGUGGUCUUGGAUAUGAGACGCCUAUUCCGUGAAGAGGAAAUGGCGUACAAACGCAAAUUAUCAGCCUAUCAGGACGGUCAGCAGAAGCAGGCUCAACUAGUACAGAGACUGCAGAACAAGGUUUUACAGUAUAAGAAAAGGUGUGGAGAGCUUGAACAACAACUUUUGGAGAAAACAUCAGAAAAGGAGCAGCAAAAAUCAACUUUACAGGCACGUUUGGAUUUGGCAGAAUCAGUCCUACAAAGGUCCGACCAAGAUCACAGCACAGACCUGAAGAAAACACUUGCUCGACUAGAGGAUGAACAGAAAAGGAGUAGCACUUUGUCCCAAAUGAACCUAAUUCUGCGAGAUGAAAUGGACCAGCUAAAGUUAUCCAAUGAGAAACUUGCAGAGGAGCUGAGGAUCCUGACUGCUGAUCUCCACAAAGCACACGAUGAGGCAGAAAAACAAGAGAUUGAGUGGAGGAUGGAAAGAGAGAGUUAUUCCAAGUACAUGACCAAUGAGCACGGCAGCAUUCUGACUUUAUGGCAUCAGACAACAACUCUACGCAAUCAGUUCAAUGAACUGCGGUCUACAGCAGAAAGGAGCAUCACUGAGAUCAAGUCAGACAUUUCUCGCAGUUCCCGUCGCAUGCACACAGCAUGUCUGAAUCUGGAUUCCAACUUGCGUCUCUCCCAGAAUGCAGCAGGAGCUUCUCUUCAGACAGCACGCCUUGAGCAGCAGCUCCGAGACAAAGUUCGUCAAAUGAUCCAAAUGCAGAGCCAAUUUGAUGCAGAGAAAGUGGAACUAAACUCCAGGAUCAACGAACUUUCUGUGCAGGUGGAGAAAUUGAAAGGCGAAAACAGUAACAUGGAGAAGGAGAAGCAGAGGCUGGAGAACAGUGGAUGUGACACUUUCCAGGAGCUGGCAGGUGUACGAGAAGAAUGUGAAUCACUGCAGCAAGUCUUGAAUGCUAUCACUCAGAUGUGUCAAGCAGUUGGUCAUACAGAAACAACAUGUUUGGAAAGUUCUGGAGCACCAGCUUUUGAUGGCGUUAAACAGGCUCUGUUCACAUCUCCAUCUCACAGAAGAUCUCCCACCCCUGUGCGUUCUCCUCUUAGACGAGAUGCACCCCUGAAAAUUGUGCAAAGCAUUCUGCAGAGACAGCAGCAGACAGAGAAGGAUCUCCGAUCCGAGCUCAGUAAUGUUCAAGAAUCUUUGGAGUCUACCAAGAAGCAGCUUCUAGAGAAUGUUCAGGAGUUUGAGAGACAAAGACGAGACCUGAAGAGAGAGAAGGAUGAGCUCUGCUGCAUUCUGGAGGGGGUGAAACAAGAGUGUCAGAGAGGUCAAGUCAGCCUUGAAGCUCUGAACAGAGAGAGGGAUUCCUUGGAAGAUUCUCUUCAAUCAGUAAAGCAGAGAGCAGAGGGAUGUCAGCUGGAAGUAGAACGAUUGAAGUCCAUGAACACAGAUUUACUGCGCCAGAGGGAUGUUCUAGAAGAGCAGAAAGAGGAGUUAACUAGGGAGCGUGAACGAAAUCACAAGGAACUUGAGAGAAGCCAAAGAACUCAAGAACAAUUGGAAGAAAAGGUCUCCAUGCUGAAGAAAGAUCUAGUGACUGUCCGAGAGAGUCUAAGUCAGACAGCUCUGGAGAGAGAUGUCUUGCAAGGAGAGAAAGAUGCUGUGGCCAGUGCUCUUACCAAGGCUGAAUCAGGCAGAGCGGAGUUAGAAUUGGCACUCACUCAGAUACGCAGUGAACGGGCGGCACUGAACGACUCUCUUGCCAAAAUGGGUGCAUUGAAUGAGGGCCUGGCACAAGACAAAGUGGAACUAAACCGUGUCAUCCUGCAGCUGGAGACCGAGCGUGGGUCCCUACUGGAGGAGCGCCGAGCCAGUGAAGCUAGCUGCAUGGCUUUGAAGGAGGAACGCGAAGCUUUGGAGCUGGAGGUGUCCCAUCUGCAGGCUGAAAGGUCAGGGUUGGAACGCAGGCUUCAAGAGGCUGAUGAAAAGCAUCAGAGGCUUGAGGAGCAGUUCCACUCCAUACGCAAGGAGAGGGCAAAGUUACAGGAGCAGCUUUCACAGGUCACGGCAUUGACACAGACACUGCAAGGUCAGUUGCACGAAAGCAAUAGAGAAGUAGAGUUGCAAUCCUCCGUCCUAAAACGCACAUCUCAGCGUGUAGAGGAACUAACCAAUCAGAAUGCAGAACUUGGAGUGCAGCUGGCUGCCAUGGAUGCUGAGGCACAGGAGCAUGAAGACGAGUUUGCCCAACUCCGAGCUCAGAAGGAGGCCCUGGAGAGUGCACUGUACGAAACACAGCGGAGAGCAGCGCAGUUAGAAGAUCGUAGGGAACAGUUGGAAGGAGAGAUACAUGUACUGAUGGUUGCCAAACAGGACCUUCAAGCGGAAGCGCAGCGGCAAGCACUGGAAGCUGAGGAGGCGAUGGCCGAGCUGCGACAGCAGAAGGUUACUCUGGAGCUCCGACUCACUCAGGCAGAGCAAGCAGCACAGCUGUCUCUCAGUAACCAGGCCCAGCAACACCAAGACACCGUGGAGAGACUCAGGAAGGAGCAGGAGAGUCUGCGUCUGGCAAUGAUUGUGGAGAAACAGGAGGUGGUGCAGCGUUUGGAGAAAGAGAAGGAAGAGCUGCUUUCAGACAGUGAGUUUGUGAAGCAGAAACUCAGCUCUGAUAUCAUGCGUCUGCAGGAAGAGAAAGAGGAGAGCUUGCUUAAGGUGGAGAGCGAAAAGCAGAAGGCCUUGUUCCUUAAAGAGACAGAAAAGAAUAAUCUCAAUGAAAAGCUGGUGCAGACACAGAGGGAUCUCUCUGACACUAAACUGGAAGCCGAGAGGUUUAAACGUGAAGUUCAAAUAAAGCAGGACCAGGACAAGUCUGUGCUGGAUGGAGUCUCCUCUGAACUUAAGGCUCUUCAAACUGAGUUUGAAGAUGCUAUGUUCGCGCACUCUAAAGAGAACAAGAACCUCUGCGAUCGUGUAAAGCAGCUGAGCCAGGAUAGGGAGAGUCUGACUACAGAGAUGGAGGAACUUAAAACACAGUUGCGAGUGGCUGAAGACUCAAGAGAUGGGUUGCGCAGGGACAUAAUUGAGGUACAACGUCUGCUCCGAGAGAUGGAAGAUACUUGUGAAAUUCAAAGGAAGGAAACGUUAGAGCUGCGCCGGGAUAUUGGAGACCUGACCCGUGAAAGAGAAACUCUGCACAGGUCCAAUACUGAACUGAGGACAAACAUCAAGAAAACAGAGACGGAGAGAAGCAGCCUGCACGUAUCAUUGGAGGAGAAACUGCAGCGCCUGUCUGUACUGCAAGAGGGGAAGGCAUGUGCAGAACGGGAAGCAGCACAGCUGAGAUCCAGCCUGCGGGAGGUGGAGCGUGCCCAUAUAGAGGCACGCAGACAGUUACAGGAGCUACGAAGACAGGUGAAGACACUAGGUGGAGAGAGCAGUCAGAAGGAACAAGAGGUGGCUGAUCUCCAAGCUCGCAUACAGCAAGAGGAGCAGAAGGAGCAGCAGAGCCGGCGGGAGUCACUGGAGCUGAGACAACGAAUAACACAGAGUGAGGUCGAACGAGAGGCUGCUCGCAGAGAGAUAUUGUCCCUGCAGCAACGCCUGUCUGCAUUAGACUCCUCUUCUUGUCAGCGUGAAAGAGAUCUUGAGCAGCGUCUGAAUGAGAGCCAUGUUGCGGAGCAGCGUUUGCAGGAGUCAUGCAAGAAUCUUCAGGAGCAGAUUCAGCGUGGGACCAGAGAAGCAGAAGAUCUCCGGCUCCAACUGGGAGCUUAUGAGGCAAGAGUGCGGGCGCUUGAAUCUGAGCUGAACAAGAUGCAAACAGCACGUAGGGAAGCUGAGGCACAGCUUAGCAACUUGUCUUCGGUAAUCCGACGGACUCUUGGUGUCAGAGGUCGCAGUCCUUCACCCCACAGAGCAAUGUCUCCCAGUAAAAGUAUUGAUGGCUCGUUCUUGGAGGGGCGAAGAACUCCUAGCUCUCGGAGUGGGUCUCCUGACCGCAGCCGCUCUCCAUACCCAGAGCUUGAACCAGAUGCUGUGAAAGUAGCCUUAAAGGACUUCAUGCAAGUCCUGAGGGAAACGCAGAAGGAGAAGGAUGAAACUAGUGUCCAGAUCCUAUCUUUACGCAGACAACUGGAUGACAUUGCUAAUUCCCGGGAAAAACUGCAGAGCCAACUGCAGAAAGAGCUGAGACAGAUGGCUGAACUACAAGAAGGGCAGAAGCGAACAGAAGAACGUCUGGGGACAGCACACACAGAGAUACGUCUGCUUCAGGAUAAUCUACGGCACGCAGAGAUAGAACGCCAGGCAGUGGGAGAGCGUGCAAUGUCAAUGGAGCACAAUCUACGAGUGUGUGAGGAUGAGAAAAGAGAUUUACAGGAUCGACUUUUCCGGGUUCGCGGUGACGAGAGUAGGCAGGAGCUGGCAUGUAAGGGCUUAAAAGAAGUGCUUGAAGCUGCAGAGAACCGGGGCACAGACCUGGAGCUGCGGCGCCGCUCACUAGAAGGGGAGUUGGAGCGAACACGGAUGAGUCUGGCAGAGAAAGAAGCAGAAACUCAAACCCUCCAUGACAGAGCGCAUCAGCUACAGGAACAACUGAGAGGAAGUGAAGACAGAGAGGCAGCUUUGCAGAAGGAGGUACAACGGCUCAGUCUGGCAUUGACUAGGGCACAGGAUGGUGAGCGGCAGCUUCAGGAAAAGUCACAGGGGCUGACGCAUGCACUUGGAGAGGCAACUGCUGGCAGAGGUAACCUACAAGAGGAUGUGAGCCGGCUUCAUGCAGCACUGACAGCAGCUGAACAGGACAGGAGGGUGCUACAGGAAAGGCUUGACUCUGUUCGGCAGGCUCUGAGUGACAGCAAGAGGCAGAACAUGCGUCUGUCACAGACUAUCCAGGAACAGCAGCAACAACUGGGAGAGAUGGAGCUGUCUUGCCGAGAACUACAAGCAAGAUCAGAGGAUCUGCAGCAGACCCUGCUAAAGCAGCAAAAGAGAGACGUGGAGCAGGGGUCUGUUAUGCUGGAGCUACAGGAGAGGGUGAAGAUGUUGCUGGGAGACAAGACACAAGUUGAGAUUGACAAACAGGAGAUUCAACAUUCAGCAGCUCUUUUAGAAAAAGGGAACAAUACACUGAGGCUCUCGCUAGAUAAAGUGAAGCGUGAUCAAGGGCGCAUGGAAGGGGAAAUUCAACGUCUUUCUAUAGAGAAGGAACAACUCAACCAGUCACUGGUGUCCUUAAGAAAGGAUUUAGCAGAUGCACAGAGACAGAACAAAUAUCUCGAGGAGCAGAUCACAGAGCUUGAAAGAAGCCAUGCGCAGCGCCUUAUGGAAGUGAGCUUGAGACACCGUCAAGAGCUGGAGUCUGAAAGCGAGAGACUGCGCAGUGCCCAGCAGCUGACUGAGAGCACCCUGGAAUCACGGGAGAGGGCACAUAGGCAGCGAAUCAGGGGACUGGAGGAGCAGGUGAAUACUUUACAGGAACAACUAAAUCAGGACAUGAGACGCCGGCAGAACACACAUUCCUAAUUCUUCAUUACGAGACAGAGAGAACCCUAAAUGUGAGGACAAUCACCUCAAUCCAACAAGUGCCUGUUUAUAUUUACUGAGCAACUCUUCACUAUUCAUAACAGAUUUACAGAGCACAUUUCAUUUUCUAUGCUAUCAUAAGUCUUAUGCAAAAGAACCAAUCCGAUCCAUUGCCCAACACACUUAUUCAGUAAAUAUUUAUUGCACUUUGAUUGGAUGGAUGUUAUCAUCUGCUUAGAUUCUCUAAACAUGGAUAACUAAGUAAAGAUUUUACAAACAGUAUUGUGCCAAAUGAAAUUGAUACUGCUGGUUGUUUGCAAUAACCUCUAUUGCCAAAUGAAUAUGUUUAUGUCUAUAUAAUUGUAUAUUUCAGUGAGCCUUAAUGCUGUAUCUGUGCCUUAAAUACACCUAUAGCCUGUAUUUCAGUUCUCUAACACAUGGCUGCUUAGUCUUUAAUUACGUUGAUUUUAUAACUAGACGUUUAUAAUUCUUUUGCAUGUAAUACCCAUUCAAAAAUGCAUCGUGUAAGGCAUUGUAAGGAUAUUGAUAAACUUUACAAUUCAGUCUUGUCAGGCUCAAUCAACCAAUGAAAAACAUUUCUAUAAGAUUUAUAUAUUUUUAUGUUUCCCAGUUACAUACGCUAUCUGUCAUUGCAUGGUCUUCCUUGAAUGAAUGUCUUGUAACAGUGUGCGCUUUACAGGCAUUCCUAUGUACAAUUGCUAUGAACGCAACCAUUAAUGUCCGAGAUUAAAUAUAAGUUGCUAUACAGGUAUAGAUUACCCUAUUGUAAUAAUACAAGCUGACUGGUAUAGGGUAUUCACAAAAUAUAGCAGCAGAGAUUUUAUAAACAAUAAAAAGUAAUAAGCUGUAGAUAUAAGUCAGCAGUAGAAGAAGAUUGGGGAUACAGGUUAUUAUUCAUGUACAUGAAAAUAGAGGAACAUGUUUUAAUAAUCGACAAAUAUGCAAUGGGUUUAUUAACUGAACCAGCAAUUGUGGAAGCUGGUAUUGGAGUUGCUAAUUAAGACUGAAAUAACCCAGCUGGUAAUAGAUGAACAGGAGAAUUACAGCAACUUUAUCAUUUUGCCCUAAAAUUCGCCAUUAACCAGGAAUUACACAUUUUAGAUCAAAAUAGCUGAAUUGGAAUGCCCUCCAUUUGAGAUAUGUUUACUGUUUUGCCUUUACAGCUCCAUGUUAAAUUCUCACAGUUCACAAUUUAACGAGUAACCCUGAGCAAUGUAUUUACUAAAGACCGAACUGUUGUGAAUUAAAAAGUAAACUGAAAGAUUUCUACACUUUUUUUCUAUUUUUGCCCAGUUUUAAAAAUCGGUUUUCAACACAGUCAGUACUACUCUGUGUUUUGUGUCCAACCCUAUUAUCCUUGUAGGAAUCAGACUAAAAAUAGUUUCCUUGCAUAUUUAACAUUAUCAUAAUAUUUCACAUAAUAUUUUACUAUAAAACAGGACAGUGAUAGGCAACUGUUCGCUUUCAAUGCAUUAGAUCUGGGUGGGCCAGAUUUC
Pelobates fuscus (common spadefoot toad) is the source of this 7972-nucleotide messenger RNA. RefSeq names its product rootletin-like. The transcript is spliced from 36 exons. Lineage: Eukaryota; Metazoa; Chordata; Amphibia; Anura; Pelobatidae. The coding region runs from base 561 to 6455 and encodes 1964 amino acids. The record is from RefSeq and is a predicted model, not a curated record.